This is a messenger RNA of Cololabis saira (Pacific saury), 1198 nucleotides long. RefSeq names its product leukemia inhibitory factor receptor-like. Gene Ontology annotation, molecular function: protein binding. The record is from RefSeq and is a predicted model, not a curated record. The coding region runs from base 137 to 1198 and encodes 353 amino acids. NCBI's taxonomy places the organism in Eukaryota, Metazoa, Chordata, Actinopteri, Beloniformes, Belonidae. The transcript has 7 exons.
CGCUCCUCCACUUCCUGAGAAUCCAGGAGAUUUCACCACCUCUCCCCUGAUUGGCUGAGCGGGGAGGGGGCGUGGCCUCGCAGGGAGGAACUCCGCACUGGGACUUUCUGAUGGAGGAGUUUGUCCCUGAUAGUUGAUGAUGAUGAAGAUCUCCUGGCUGCUGCUGCUGCCGGGGCUCUGCCGGGCCUGGCUGGCCGGAACCGGGCCGGAACCGGAACCAGGCGUCCCGCGGUGCCGGCCCCAGAACCUGACCCUGACUGGCUCGGACCGGAACCUCCUGCUAACGUGGGAAGAUCCCCCAGCAUGCAUUUCACUGCGCGACCCGCUCGUCUACGAGUUGACGGUUCUGAUGGAGGACAAACAAGUCCACCAGGAGGAGGUUGCCGUGGCGACGGCGCGGCCCGGAGCCCCGCACCGCUGGAGCUGGACGUCCCCCGUCCCGCUGGAGUGCGUCUCCCACUCCGUCCGGCUGAGCCGCCGCUACGACGGCGGAGCUCCGUGGGAGGAGACUCGGACGCUGCCCGGGCGUGGCGGCUCCAGGGCCGCAGGCGUCUUCCCCCGGGACCAGAUGUUCCGGGUGGGCAGCGAGGCCACGUUCUGCUGCGUCCCCGCCCCCGGGGAGACGUCCAGGGACAUGUACGUGAGCGGAGACUACGCUGCCCCGCUCAGCACCACGCGGCUGGGGAAUCGCAGCUACGCCCUCACCGUCCGCCUGGACCGGACAUCGCCGCGCUGCGUCGACGUGAAGUGCAGGACGGACCGCAGGGAGUACGGAGCCUGCACCUUCAUCUCUGAGCCCCCCCAGGACCGGGACCUGCAGUGUGAAACCAGGGACCUGGAGUCGGUUCUGUGCCGCUGGACUCCGGGCUGGGACUCGGACAGGACCGUCUACAGCCUCCUGGGCAGCCCGUGUGCCCCCCCGGUCGGCGGCCGCUGCUCCCAGGAGACGGACGUGGGCGUGGGCCGGCGGAACUGGACCCUGACGGCCCAGAAUCCCCUGGGAACGCUGGUCCUGCGCGACGUAGCCGAGCUAGCCCAGCGAGUCCGCAUGUACGCCCCGGUGGGCGUGGCCGCCGCCAGGGUGGACGCCCGCAGCGCUAGCCUGGCGUGGCGGUGGGCGGAGCCGCGCUACCGCAGCCUGGACCUCACCUGCCAGGUCAGCGCCGAGCACGGCCGAGGACCUAGCGUGGUAAGUUAG